Molecule: messenger RNA, 2007 nt
Organism: Thlaspi arvense
Lineage: Eukaryota; Viridiplantae; Streptophyta; Magnoliopsida; Brassicales; Brassicaceae
Source: the annotation of a GenBank genome assembly
UAACGAUGGGGCAAUGUUACGGGAAGGUUAAUCAGAGUAAGCAAAAUGCCGGAGACGAAGCUAAUACGACUACUUAUGUGGUUUCCGGCGACGGGAAUCAGGUUCAGCCUCUAACUCCUGUUCACGGCAGAGCUAAGAACACUCCAGCUAGGUCUUCGAAUCCGAGUCCCUGGCCUAGUCCUUUCCCUCACGGAUCAGCGAGUCCUCUUCCUUCCGGCGUUUCUCCUUCUCCGGCGAGGACCUCCACUCCCAGGAGAUUCUUCCGACGGCCUUUCCCUCCCCCGUCUCCGGCGAAACACAUUAAGGCUUCGUUGAUCAAACGGCUUGGAGUGAAGCCUAAGGAAGGCCCGAUCCCGGAGGAGCGAGGAACGGAGACGGAGCAGUCGCUUGAUAAGAGCUUUGGAUAUGGCAAGAAUUUCGGGGCUAAGUACGAAUUGGGGAAAGAAAUGACGACAGCAAUCGCAAUUGAAGAUGUUCGGAGGGAGGUGAAGUUAUUGAAAUCAUUAUCUGGGCACAAACAUCUAAUCAGAUACUAUGAUGCAUGUGAGGACGCCAAUAACGUAUACAUUGUCAUGGAGUUAUGUGAUGGUGGAGAACUAUUGGACAGAAUUUUAGCAAGAGGUGGAAAAUACCCAGAGGAUGACGCAAAGGCUAUUGUUGUACAAAUUCUAAAUGUGGUUUCAUUUUGUCAUCUCCAAGGAGUUGUGCACCGGGACUUAAAGCCAGAGAAUUUUUUAUUUACAUCUAGCCGCGAAGACUCAGAUUUAAAGCUUAUUGAUUUUGGUCUCUCAGACUUUAUCAGACCCGAUGAAAGGCUGAAUGAUAUCGUUGGAAGUGCCUACUAUGUCGCGCCUGAAGUUCUACACAGAUCAUAUAGCCUCGAGGCUGAUAUAUGGAGUAUUGGAGUUAUCACAUAUAUACUCUUAUGUGGAAGCAGGCCUUUCUGGGCACGGACAGAAUCUGGAAUCUUUCGCACUGUGCUCAGAACUGAACCGCACUACGAUGACUUACCUUGGCCUUCUGUUUCAUCAGAAGGUAAAGAGUUUGUGAAACGACUUCUCAACAAAGACUAUAGGAAACGAAUGUCUGCAGUUCAAGCUUUGACUCAUCCGUGGUUACGGGAUGAUACUCGUGCGAUUCCUUUAGAUAUUUUGAUCUUCAAAUUGGUCAAAUCCUAUUUGCACGCAACACCUCUUAGACGGACUGCUUUAAAGGCUCUAGCAAAAGCAUUGACUGAGAACGAGUUAGUCUAUCUUAGAGCACAGUUCAUGCACUUGGGACCAAACAAAGAUGGAAGCGUCUCCCUCGAAAACUUCAAGAUGGCGCUUAUGCAAAACGCAACGGACGCAAUGAGAGAAUCCAGGGUUCCUGAAAUUCUUCACACGAUGGAAUCUUUAGCGUAUAGAAAGAUGUAUUUCGAAGAGUUUUGUGCAGCAGCAAUUAGCAUCCAUCAACUAGAAGCUGUUGAAGCUUGGGAUGAGAUUGCAGCCGCCGGUUUCCAGCAUUUUGAAUCCGAGGGAAACCGAGUGAUCACCAUCGAAGAACUAGCAAGGGAACUGAAUGUGGGUGCGUCUGCGUACGGACACUUGAGAGAGUGGGUAAGAAGCAGUGACGGGAAGCUGAGUUUCUUAGGGUUCACUAAGUUCUUGCAUGGAGUUACUCUUCGUGCUGCUCACGCAAGACCUCGCUAGCCCUUCUUUUAUUUUUUAGAUUUUUUGUUUUAAAUAUUUUUUUCUUCCUUCAACAGAACAGAGUAAUAGACUUGUGAGAGACGACGAGAGGAGUAUUUUCGUCCGUUUGAUUUUGUUUUUUUUUUUUCUCUUUUUCUUUUCCUUAUCAUAUUAUAGAGUUUAAAUUUUAAGGUACAGAAAAUACUAAAACGCAAAGGAGAACAAAAUGUGCAUAAGGUAGAUGGAUUUUACUCAUUAUUUUCCAAUAUAUUCUAUGGAAUAAUAACUAUGGUUUCGAGUAAUAUUUUACUUUUACGUUUUCCUGUAAUCGAAUCAC